Messenger RNA from Durusdinium trenchii, 2463 nucleotides. NCBI's taxonomy places the organism in Eukaryota, Dinophyceae, Suessiales, Symbiodiniaceae. The record is from the annotation of a GenBank genome assembly.
AUGAAGAACUCCACCGGAGAAUGGAUUGAGAGUGCCGGAACCAUCCCUAAGGAGGUCAACGAGGUCUAUGUGCAGAUCAGACACUCCAAAAGAGGCGAGUUCCAGAACCUAUGGGAGGACUCCAAGAGCACCCACAUCUCUCGGAAGGACAGGCAGAUGCUCAUGGCCAUGAUGAAGAAGAUGGGCCCAAAAGGAAGGGCCCUCUCAGAAGUGUUUUGCCCACCUCGGGUCACCAAGAUCCUGAAGGAGAAGGGAUACCAAGUGGGCACAAGCUUUGACCUCGUGACCGGCUGGGAUUUAAGCAGGCCAGAAGACCGGAAGGCUAUGUGGAAAGCUUUGCGAGCAGAGCAGCCAGAGGUAAUACUGGCUUGUCCACCAUGCAGGGCGUACAGCAAGAUGCAGGCCGUGAACUGGAGCCGGAUGGAUCCCAAGAAGAGGGUGCACCUACUUCAAACGGGACAAGAACAUCUACACCUGGCAAUCGCGGUGCUGCGGUGGCAGCUGAGAAGAGGAGGUGCCAUACUGUUCGAACACCCUGACGGGGCCACUUCCUGGCAAGAUCCAGAACUGCAGUCCCUCGCGAACAGCAGCGGGGUCAAGGUGGUCAUCUGCGACCAGUGCAUGUUCGGAUUGAACGUGGACGGCACGGGCCCGAACAGAAAGAGAACUCGGUGGCUCUCCAACAUGUCGCCUGUCUUGGAGCUCCUGGACGUUAAGUGCGACAAGAGCCACUUCCAUGUCCCGCUGGAGAAUGGAAGGCCGAAGCUGGCGCAGGUGUACCCGGACAAGCUGUGCCAGGCGAUCUCGAACGGCAUCGUCGAGUACUUGAACGGCAUUUCCAACUAUGCCAUGGAAGAAGAGGAGGAAGACGAAGACAUGGCUCCAGAUGAGCCUGAGCCGGUACAAGAUGAAGGGCCUGGAGACUACACGCCCACGGAGGAGGAGAAGAAGGCCGUGAUGCGGGAGCUGUUGGAGAAGGUUAGAAGCGAAGUUGUGAUUCAGAGCACGAGAGACCUCAAACAAAUCAUGGUGGAGGUCGAGCAGGCCAAGAACCGAUACUCAAACCGAUCUGGCUUCGCACCGGUUCAACGGCAGAUCGGACAAUGGCCCAGGCUUCCAACAUCCAUUAUGUCCGACGAGGCAGUGGACCCUACGUUGUUGAACGGGGUAAUUACCGACGAUCUCGAGAAGCUGCACCACAUGCGGACCAUCGCACACAAGGCCUUCUGCGAGCACAAUGCCAAGAGCACGUUCCGGCGAGCCCUACGAGCUCGUCCACGCGUGUGGGUGGACUACAAGGCCGGCGAGUACGUGUUUGUGUUCCGGGUGCCCCGAAUGAAGAAGAGGAAGCAUGGAGGCCCAGCAGACGAUGCAGCCAUCUCCACGAAGGCAAGAUGGGUCGGCCCGGGAGUAGUCAUAGCUCCCGAUGGCGCAAACCUGUGGGUCUCGAUGAUGGGAGAACUAUGGAAGGUAGCUCGAGAACAGUGUCGGCCGGCCACCAACGACGAGAAAACGGGCAUUGAGGCUGUCGUGCAAGAGUGCCAAGAGUUGAUUGAGGAGUUCAAGAGAGGAUCCCAUCGGCUGGGGUACAAGGACAUUACCCAGGAGGAUUUUCCUCCGGAGCAAGAAGAAGAAGAAUCCCCUCGAGAUCAACACGCCCGACAUCCUCGAUUCGAAGAUGCCGCUGAAGAGGUGGAAUACACCCCAACGCAGGUUGGAGAGGAAGUGAAUGAAGAGCCGGAAGACACCCUGCAACCAAAGAGAAGAAGAUCCAUCAACGAGCCAGAACAGGAAGAAGCCCCCAUCUCACGGGCGAGCAGUGAGGCAAGCAAGACAGAGGCCAAACAUCAUCCGGGAUUCCCGGAGGGGGUGCCAGAAACACCGCCAGUGAACCUCCAUCGACCUCCAAUAGAUCCACAGUCCGCACAAGUACAAGAGGCCCUGAGGCAAUCAGAGCUGAACGCCAACCGGCUUGAUGGAGUACCAGGUCCAAUCUCCGGACCUAUUUACCGAUGGCAGCAAAGGGCCGGCCAUGAUCACCUCGCACCAUACUUCGGAACAAAAGAAUGGUUUCUCGCCGAGGAACAGGAGGCUCACGAAGAGGUGGACAAGGCUCGGCAAACAAAGCUACACCAACUGGCUCGAGGCAAAGCAGAGAAAGACGAAUGGACGCUCGACUGGCAAGCGGGAACGAUGACCAGGCAUCAUCGGAGGAAGAGGAAGGCCAAGUUUGACCCGAAGCUCAACUCCGACGCGCCUGUGCCCUGGACUUUACUAUCCGAGCGUCGGGACACGCAUGUGAAAAGAGCGGCUAGCGCGGACAUGGAACAAGAUGAUUGGCAACGGCCGCAGAAAAGGAGCCAAGACGAUUGGUGGAAGGGCAAGACGGUGUUCUACAUCCGGGACAUCACGGAGGCGAAGAACUACGUGGCGGAGAAGAAGGGACAGAUGAGGUGCACCUAG